GAGGGGAGGGGCGACAGGUGAGUUUACCUGUCGCCCCUCCUCCUCUGAAGAUCGUCAGCUGCUCAGUUGGAGCUCAGAGUUGAGUUUGUGUGUGAAGACGCUGUGAAGGUGACAUCAUGGUUUUCCACCCAGAGUUUGAGCGUGCUCGUCAGAGGGCGGGGCUUCUGGUAUGGAGGGUAGAAAACAUGGAGCUGGUUCCUGUUCCUGAGAGUAUGAAUGGAAAGUUCUACAGCGGAGACGCCUACCUGGUCCUGAACAGCAUUCAGAACCGGAGAGGAGGGAUGCAGUACGACCUGCACUACUGGAGAGGUGUCCACUGCUCCCAGGAUGAGGCCGGAGCUGCCGCCAUCCUCACAGUUCAGAUGGACGAUUUCCUGAAGGGGGUUCCAGUCCAGUACAGAGAAAUCCAAGGCCACGAGUCCAGUACCUUCACCGGGUACUUCAAGACGGGUCUGACAUACAUGGAAGGGGGUGUGGCUUCUGGUUUCAACCAUGUGGAGACCAAUGAGGUGGAGGUUGAGAGGCUGCUGCAGGUCAAAGGUCGACGUGUCGUCAGGGCAACGGAGGUCCCCGUCUCCUGGGACAGUUUUAACCAGGGAGACAGUUUCAUCCUGGACUUGGGAGAGGAAAUCAUCCAGUGGUCCGGUUCCCAUAGCAACGGCUUUGAAAAGCUGAAGGCGACCUUGGUGUCUAAAGGUAUCCGUGACAACAGGAGUGGGCGGGCCAAGCUCUUGAUCUGUGAUGAAGGCAAUGAGCCAGAGAGGAUGCUACAGGUCCUCGGGGAGAAGAGGGACAUACCUGAAUCUGGUGGUGAUGACACCAAGAUGGAUGCCUCCAACAGGAAGUUGGCUCAGCUCUACAAGGUGUCCAACGCAGGUGGGGAUAUGGAGGUAACUAUGGUAGCAGAGGAGAGUCCAUUCUCCCAGGAUGCUUUGCAGUCCAGUGACUGUUUCCUUCUGGACAACGGAACCAACGGACACAUCUUUAUCUGGAAAGGUAAGGACGCUAACCGGGAGGAACGCCAGGCGGUUCUGAACAACUCAGAGAAGUUCAUCGAGCUCAAAAACUACCCAGCACAUACACAGGUCCAAGUCCUCCCUGAACACGGGGAGACACCCCUCUUCAAACAGUUCUUCAAGGACUGGAGGGACCCGGAGGACACUGUCGGCAUGGGGACAGCCUAUGUGUCCAACAAAAUUGCAAAGAUAGAGAAGGUGCCAUUUGAUGUGUCAACACUCCACCAGUCUGAAUCCAUGGCGGCUCAGUACGGUAUGGUGGAUGCAGGGGACGGAGACAAACAGAUCUGGCGUAUUGAAGGGUCCGAUAAGGUUCCGGUGGACCCUGCAUCCUUUGGUCAGUUCUUUGGAGGAGACAGUUACAUUGUCCUUUAUCAGUACCAACACAGAGACAGACAAGGACACAUCAUCUACAUAUGGCAGGGGGUGGAGUCUAGCAAGGACGAGGUUGGGGCGUCAGCCAUCUUGGCCAUCCAGCUUGAUGAAGAACUGGGAGGUAGCGCCGUUCAGGUCCGGGUGGUUCAGGGCAAAGAGCCGGCCCACCUCAUGAGCCUGUUUGGAGGUCAACCUCUGGUGCUGUACAAGGGCGGGACAUCCAGAGAGGGUGGACAGUCAGAGCCGGCGGACACUCGGCUGUUUCAGGUGCGUGCCAGUCCAUCAGGAGACACCAGAGCAGUGGAGGUCACCCCGUCCUCCUCCAGUCUGAACUCCAGUGACGUCUUCGUCCUGGUGUCCCCCUCGGGGUCCUGGAUGUGGACAGGGAGCAGCAGCAGUGCGGUUGAGCUAAAGGGAGCUGGACACCUGGCUAGCGUCCUGCAGGUGUCCCCUGUCUCGCUGAAGGAAGGCGAGGAGGACGAUGCAUUCUGGGAUGCACUGGGAGGAAAGGAAGACUACUGUCAAUCUCCACGGCUGGAAAACAAGAUGGAGGAUCAUCCUCCUCGUCUGUUCGCCUGCUCCAACAAGACCGGAAACUUCCUGAUGGACGAGGUUCCAGGUGAACUGACCCAGGACGACCUCGCAUCUGAUGAUGUCAUGAUCCUGGAUACCUGGCACCAGGUGUUUGUCUGGAUCGGUAAUGAGGCUCAUGAGGAGGAGAAGACAGAGGCCAUGCACUCAGCUAUGCGAUACAUCGAGAGCGACCCUGCUGACCGAGACCCUCGGACUCCGAUAGUGAAGGUGAAGCAGGGAUUUGAACCGCCAACCUUCACUGGCUGGUUCCUAGGGUGGAGCCAUGAUUUCUGGAGUGUCGAUCUGAUGACCCGCCUCUGUCAGAGCCUGUGACAUCAUCACUGACCUCAUAAACAAAUAAAAGCAGAUCACCAUGACAACA
Messenger RNA from Mugil cephalus (flathead mullet), 2346 nucleotides. RefSeq names its product gelsolin-like. Gene Ontology annotation, molecular function: phosphatidylinositol-4,5-bisphosphate binding; actin filament binding. Bases 117 to 2297 code for a protein of 726 amino acids. Gene Ontology annotation, cellular component: actin cytoskeleton; cytoplasm. The transcript has 19 exons. NCBI's taxonomy places the organism in Eukaryota, Metazoa, Chordata, Actinopteri, Mugiliformes, Mugilidae. The record is from RefSeq and is a predicted model, not a curated record. Gene Ontology annotation, biological process: actin polymerization or depolymerization; barbed-end actin filament capping; actin filament severing.